Quercus robur (English oak) is the source of this 615-nucleotide messenger RNA. Its product is annotated as acyl-CoA-binding domain-containing protein 4-like. Gene Ontology annotation, biological process: fatty acid metabolic process. Gene Ontology annotation, molecular function: fatty-acyl-CoA binding. Lineage: Eukaryota; Viridiplantae; Streptophyta; Magnoliopsida; Fagales; Fagaceae. The transcript is spliced from 7 exons. Bases 1 to 615 code for a protein of 204 amino acids. The record is from RefSeq and is a predicted model, not a curated record.
AUGCCUCAAAUAAGGACAUUAGCUGGAGGUAGAUAUUCCAACAAGGAUAUGGUUCUUAAAUGUGACAAUGGAGAUGAUUGUUUUAGCGACGAGUUUGAAGAAGAUGAAGAAACAAUGUUUCUUGUUAAGGCGAGAUCACGGAAAAGAAUUAGGAAUUUGGAUAGUGUGAUGGCGACAGUUGGAGCUUGUAACAUACCAGAACCUAAUUCUUGGAAAGUUGUUGAGCAUACCAAAUGGAAGAGCUGGAGCGGGCUUGGAAACACGUCUCCCACAGAAGCUAUGCGUCUCUUUGUGAAAAUAUUGGAGGAAGAUGAUCCAAGUUGGUAUUCAAGAGCUUCUAACUUUGUUGCAGAGCCUGUAGUAGAUGUGCAAAUGAAUCAUAAUUCAAAAGUUGAGCCAGUGGUUGAGAAUGGCAAUUCUUUUCCUGAGACAAAAACUAUUUCCACUGAAAAUGGGAGCCUGACAGAAACUCAGGAUAAAGAUAUUGUUGUGGAAGGCCUUGGCUCAGUUGCCAUGUAUGAUCAAUGGAUUGCACCUCCAAUAUCUGGUCAACGCCCAAAAGCCCGAUAUGAGAUAUUUAUGAAUUUGUUUUUGGCCUUUUCUUCUAUUCUCUGA